Molecule: messenger RNA, 922 nt
Organism: Scatophagus argus
Lineage: Eukaryota; Metazoa; Chordata; Actinopteri; Scatophagidae
Gene: ppih
Product: peptidylprolyl isomerase H (cyclophilin H)
Exons: 9
Coding region: 52-660 (202 amino acids)
Biological process (GO): protein folding; protein peptidyl-prolyl isomerization
Cellular component (GO): intracellular membrane-bounded organelle
Molecular function (GO): peptidyl-prolyl cis-trans isomerase activity
Source: RefSeq, a predicted model, not a curated record
UACGCGCCGUAACAUGUCCCUCCUGAGCCGCCGUAGGACCUAGCAGCGCAUAUGUUCAAGUGGAUCUUGGAUGUUAAAAUUAUUCCCUUGUGUUCGGUCAAAACAGCAUAUUUAUUAAGUGUCACAAUGUCUGUUCAGUCAUCAAAUCCUAACAAUCCGGUUGUAUUCUUUGACAUAACCAUCGGAGGACAGGAUGUUGGACGUAUGAAGAUCGAGCUGUUUGCUGAUGUGGUUCCCAAGACAGCGGAGAAUUUCCGGCAGUUCUGCACUGGAGAAUUCAGGAAGGAUGGAGUCCCUAUUGGUUACAAAGGUUGCACAUUCCACAGGGUGAUCAAGGACUUUAUGAUACAAGGAGGAGACUUUGUAAAUGGUGAUGGAACUGGCAUCUGCAGCAUCUACAGGGGUCCGUUUGCAGAUGAAAACUUUAAACAGAAGCAUUCUGCACCUGGUCUCCUUUCCAUGGCAAACAGUGGUCCAGGAACAAAUGGUUGUCAGUUCUUCAUUACCUGCACCAAAUGUGACUGGUUAGAUGGGAAACAUGUUGUUUUUGGAAAAGUGGUGGAUGGCUUGCUGAUCAUGAGAAAAAUCGAGAAUGUUCCCACAGGACCCAACAACAAGCCCAAGCUCCCCAUUGUCAUCGCACAGUGUGGAGAGAUGUGAUCCACUUUAAUCCAAACCUCAUGCGAGAACUACACACCUCUGUAUGCCUGAAGUAGUAUCUCAGUUACUUGAUAGUCCUCAACAAACAUCUACCCACAUCUUUUCCCUGUAUGGAUGCCAGGAUGUGCUUAAUAUAAGGGUUUAAAAUUCUUCUUUUAGAAAUUCAUAUUUGCUGUUUAAAAUUUGGUUGGCAUGUGAAACCCUCUCAUUCCUAAUUCUGUCACACAGUCCAUGAUCAAUAAAUGUUUUACAUUUUUAUAAA